Aedes aegypti (yellow fever mosquito) is the source of this 2181-nucleotide messenger RNA. RefSeq names its product trichohyalin. The transcript is spliced from 2 exons. The coding region runs from base 67 to 1998 and encodes 643 amino acids. NCBI's taxonomy places the organism in Eukaryota, Metazoa, Arthropoda, Insecta, Diptera, Culicidae. The record is from RefSeq and is a predicted model, not a curated record.
ACCCACCCUAACAUGACACCCACUUUGCCACGAUGAAACUCGUGGUUACCCGAAAAGUCCGUUAUCAUGGCAACGGAAGUGUGCGGUACCGUUUUGUUUGCAUCGUCAUUUUUCUCGAAUCGUAGCAGGCGUCUUCUAUACAAGAACAAUCUUUUCUUCAAACGCGUGUUUGCGUGCAUACUUUCGGGACCACGUUUCUUUUCUGCGGCAGUCGUCGAAAUUUUCCAAAACCCCCUGGCCAUGAUCAAGGAACUGUACCAACCGGUGGAACCGCAAUCCCGCCGCCCCAGCUAUGUGUCCUCGUUAUCCUCAUCAUCGUCCACGAUGACGACGGCCACUUCUGACCGUGACCGGCCUCGAACACGCCAACCAAAGGCCGUCGUUUUGUCGGCGGAAAAAUGGAACCAGCUGCUGGCAACGGCCAGCGGAACAUCGCCCAUCCGACCGCAAACGGCCGCCAUCGUCGUCGCGGAGGAUGGCAAAACCCUGGCUCAGCGUGAGGCGGAGUACAAGCAGUACCUGAAGACGGAGUCGCAAGCCAUGACCAAGAAGUGGGAGAACACGGUGCAGAACAUUCGCGAGAAGAAGGAAGCCGAACAGCUGCAGAAGCAGCGCGAGAAGGUGGAGGAAGAUGAGAAGCACUACCGCGAGCUGAAAGCAGCCGAUGAGAUCAAGCGCAGGGAACUAAUCCAGAAGGCCGAGGAAAUGAUCCAGAAGGAAAAGGAAGGGCCUCGUGUUCUGGAGAGCGCUGCCAAAUUCUGUGAGGUUCUGAAAGCUCGUGAGUAUCAGCGUCAAUUCCGUGCCGAACAGGAAGCUCUGCAUGAUGCACGCCGACAACAACUGGAUCGUCAAGAUAUUGCCCAAGCAAAUCGAUGGGUAAAAUCUCAAGCGGAGCGUCACCUGGAUGACAGGAAACGGUUUGACCAGUACAAGAAAGAACUGAAGGAGAAGAUUGAACACGAUCGCAAGGAAAUGAAGCAAAUGCAAGACUUCAUGGUACAGCAAGAACUGAAACAGCAUCAAGCGCUGACGGAUGAAAUUCGUCGGGAUAUGGAUCAUGAGCAGAAAAUGCUAGAGUGUAAGAAGGAGAUGAGACGGCGGCAUGCUUUGGAGGCCAUGAAGAUGGCACAUGAACGCGAAGAACGUUUGAAGCGUGAAGCGACCAUCGAGGAAACCGUAAAUCAGAUUUACAAUGACGGCCAAAGGGCUAUUGCAGAGAAACGAAAGGAGAUUCACGUGAAAAAGCACAAGUUUCGUGACAAUACUCAUCUGCUUCAGGAUUCAGUUGAACGACAGAAGCAACUGUUAGAAGAAGAGGAACGCAACCGCGAAAAGGCAAUACAGGAUAAGAAUUUGAAAGCUGAUGAGAUAGAACGGGAAGAGAUGGAGAAGAGAAAACAGAUAAAAGCAGCACGUAUCAAGGCACAUCUGGAAGAAAUGGAAUGGCAGAAGAAGAAGGAACAAGAGAAGGCAUAUUUAGAGCGGAAAGAGAUGGCCGAUCGUUUGAAGAACGUAGACGUGACUUUUGGAUUCGAUCGUCGUAAGGUCACUGACAAAACGUACAAAACGCACGCUCAGCGGAAGCUGUUGUUGGAUCAGGCCGAUGAAAUAGAAGCUCGAGAAAAGCAGGAAGCAGAUACACGUGCCGAGCUGGAGUACAUGCGAAACAGUGCGGAAAAGGAGAAUAAUCAUUUCCUGAAAUACGCCGACGAGCUUAUCACCGAUGCCAAGACCAAGAAUAGGCCAGUUUUACCAUUGCUGAAAACGGUUGAGAAUUACAAACGCGAGCACUAUUUUGAUUUCAAGGCAAAAGAUUUCGUUCCAAGGCAUUUGGUUUCGCGAGUUCCCAUCAAUAACAAAUUGGCCGAACAACAGGCACAGUGCAUUCCGGAUCCGGCCAUCAUCGAGAUGACUCCAUCCAUGCCGCCAAUUCGCAUCCGGUAUGACCCCGAGCAGUUGAAGACUAUGAAUCCGUACAAAAAUGGCCGUCGGUCGUAGGAGUUUCAAUUUUGUUAGAGGAUAAGGCAUCUUCAAAACCUAGGCAUGAACUUGUAACACACACUUCCACCGUGGUAUCUUAUGAAUUAACAAUAUAAUCGUAACUGUUGAAGUCUGAAUUUUCGAGGCACAAGUGUAUUUAAAUUUUCAUAGAAAAUAAAUUCGCAUAUCUAGUAGCAUAAA